Neofelis nebulosa (Clouded leopard) is the source of this 2193-nucleotide messenger RNA. It is a transcript of the gene NOC4L, whose product is annotated as nucleolar complex associated 4 homolog. NCBI's taxonomy places the organism in Eukaryota, Metazoa, Chordata, Mammalia, Carnivora, Felidae. The record is from RefSeq and is a predicted model, not a curated record. Bases 88 to 1638 code for a protein of 516 amino acids. The transcript is spliced from 15 exons. Gene Ontology annotation, biological process: ribosome biogenesis. Gene Ontology annotation, cellular component: nucleolus; Noc4p-Nop14p complex; small-subunit processome.
GGGGCGGUGACGUCAGGGGCGCGCCGGACGGUGGCUUGAGAGUCCGUGCGUUCCGCGUGGGGCGGCGGCGGCGGCGGCGGCGGCGGCAUGGAUCGGGACCCCAGCCCGGGGGGCGCGCGCCGGGCGCUGGGCCGCCUGCUGGAGGCGGUGCUGGCGAGUCGCCGCGAGGCCAACGCCGUGUUCGACAUCCUGGCCGUGCUGCAGUCGGAGGACCCGGAGGAGACCCAGGAAGCGGUGCGCGCGUGCAGCCGCCUAUUCGGGGCCCUGCUGGAGCGGGGAGAGCUGUUUGUGGGCCAGCUGCCCUCCGAGGACACGGUCAUGGCAGGGUCCCAGGGGGCGACGCGGAAGUACAAGGUGUGGAUGAGACACAGGUACCACAGCUGCUGUAACCGCCUGCGGGAGCUUUUGGCCCACCCCUCCUCUGAGGUCAAGGAGCUGGCUCUCAGCACGCUCAUGAAGUUCGUACAGCUGGAGGGAGCACAUCCCCUGGAGAAACCCAAGUGGGAGGGCAGCUACCUGUUCCCUCGCCAGCUUUUCAAGUCGGUGGUGGAAGGCCUGCUGCCUCCGGAGGAGGACCACUCGCUGCUGGUGUCCCGGUUCCAGGAGUACCUAGAGCACGGCGACAUCCGCUACCACACGAUGCAGGCGGCCACGGGUGUCGUGGGCCAGGUGGCUGGCAGGUACCCCGAGGUGCCGCCUGCUUUCUGGAACAACGCCUUCGCGCUGCUGUCUGCCGUGAGCCUCCCCUGCCAGGAGAUCAGCUCCUCCAGCUUCUACGUGAAACACGCUGAGCUGUCGCACAAGUGGAAGGUUGCUCAUCUGAAGGAGCACAAGAAGGCCUUCCAGCUGAUGUGGCUUGGCUUUCUCAAGCACAAGCUGCCCCUCAGGCUGUACAAGAAGGUGCUGGUGAUCAUGCACGACGCCAUCCUGCCCCACCUGGCCCAGCCCACCCUCAUGAUCGACUUCCUUACCCGCGCCUACGACGUGGGGGGCGCCAUCAGCCUGUUGGCCUUGAACGGACUUUUCAUCUUGAUUCACAAGCACAACCUCGAGUACCCUGAUUUCUACCGGAAACUCUACGGUCUCCUGGACCCGUCUGUCUUCCACGUCAAGUACCGGGCCCGGUUUUUCCACCUGGCCGAUCUCUUCCUGUCAUCCUCCCAUCUGCCCGCCUACCUGGUGGCUGCCUUUGCCAAGCGCUUGUCCCGCCUGGCGCUGACGGCGCCCCCCGAGGCCUUGCUCAUGGUGCUGCCCUUCAUCUGCAACCUGCUGCGCCGACACCCCGCCUGCCGCGUGCUGGUGCACCGCCCGCUGGGCCCCGAGCUGGAUGCCGACCCCUACGAUCCUGCAGAGGAGGACCCGGCCAAGAGCCGCGCCCUGGAGAGCUCGCUGUGGGAGCUGCAGACCCUCCAGCGGCAUUACCACCCUGAGGUGUCGCAGGCCGCCAGCGUCAUCAACCAGGCGCUGUCGGUGCCUGAGACCAGCAUCGCACCCCUGCUGGAGCUCACGGCGUUCGAGGUGUUCGAGCGGGACCUGAAGAAGAGGGGCCGGGAGUCGGUGCCCCUGGAGUUCCUCCCGGCGCAGGGGCUGCUGGGCCGGCAGGAUGAUCUCUGCGCCCAGCACUUCACGCUCAGCUGACCCUGAGCGCCCGCUCCCCGCCCCCCGCCCCCACCUGUGGUUUUGUAGGAGAGAGAUGGGGGUGGGCUGUGGGUGGCGGGGUGGAGUCCGGGGAGCGCUGGCCUGUCUUCUGACUGCUCCGGCGGCCGGGUCUGCAGGCUGGUGGUCACAGUGCCGGCCAUGCACGGAGGGCGCCUCGUGUCCACCCGCGGCCCCCCCCCCCCGCCUGCCCCCCCCCGCCUCUCCCCUCCUCCGGAAGUCUCUCCCUUAGCCGGAGCCCGGGUGGGCGUGGGGCCAGGGUGGGGGUCGGGGGCUGCGGCCACACGGGGCUCUGGGUGCACUGGGCGGUGGCUUCUGCCAGCCCUGUGUGACCCCGGGGCCCCUUACGUCCGAGCAUCUGGGCCACACCCCCCUCCCUGCUGCAGCUGGACUGUGACCUGGGAGCGACAGUGAGGGUUCUCUGUCCUGGUUAGUCAUGGGCAGCAUGGAGUACAAGCCACCUGUUCCCAGUCGAGCUAAGGAGGACCUGCCUCUUUGUCCCGUGGUGCCCGUGGUCCCAGGUGCGCGGUGGGCGUA